AGAAAGAGGCGCCGCAGGCCGCUCUCCUCUCCCUCUAGCUGCCCCUGGAAACACUCACCAGCCAUCCUUGCCAGGCCUCCGCCACAGACGCAAGUCCUCCGUCUAAGCCGCUCCUUCCCCUCGGAAGUGCGCUCACGUCCGGCCCCGCCCAGCUAAGCCGCCCCAGCGCUCAGCGUUGGCUUUCCCUUCCCAGCGCUGGUGGGCCUGGGAGCGAGGCGAGGUGAAGCGAGAGCUAGCCAUGAGGGGUUCCGGUCCCUACUGAGCAAAACGAUGUGAAGGUAAAGCACAGGCUGCUGACUUCAGAACUGAUUUCAUGGCUUCCUUAUUUAAGGAAUACAUGAAGCUUAUCUUUUCCAGCCUGUAGGUAGCACAUACAGAUGUUUGUCAUGGCAUCAGUGACUCCAUCAUUUACCUUCAAGGAGUUCUGCCCCUUGUACUAUCUUCUCAAUGCCAUUCCUACAAAGAUCCAAAAGGGAUUUCGUUCUAUUGUGGUAUACCUCACUGCGCUCGACACUAAUGAGGACUACAUCGCUGUGGGCAGCAGUAUUGGGAUGCUGUAUUUAUACUGCAGGCAUUUGAACCAGAUGAAAAAAUACAAUUUUGAGGGGAAAAAUGAGUCUAUUACUGUUGUGAAACUCUUGAGCUGCUUUGAUGAUCUUGUUGCUGUUGGAACAGCUUCGGGCAAGAUUGCUAUUUUUCAACUUGUCUCUUCGUUGCCUGGGAGAAACAAACAACUUCGGAGGUUUAACGUGUCUGGUGUCCACAAAAAUAGCAUCACAGCCUUGGCAUGGAGUCCCAACGGAAUGAAAUUGUUCUCUGGAGAUGACAAGGGGAAAAUAGUUUAUUCUGCUUUGGAUUUAGAUCAGGGUCUUUGCAACUCCAGUUUGGUACUGGAAGAGCCAUCUUCAGUUGUGCAGCUAGAUUAUAGCCAGAAAGUGUUGCUGGUCUCCACUUUACAGCGAAGUCUACUGUUUUAUACUGAAGAAAAAUCUGUCAAGCAAGUUGGAACCCAACCCAGAAAAAAUGCCGGUAAACUUGGAGCGUGUUUUAUACCUGGACUGUGUAAGCAAAGUGGUCUAAUGCUGUUUGCUGCAAGGCCUGGGAUUCGUCUUUGGAAAUCAGAUGUUCAUGGGACUGUCCAGGCCACAUUUAUUUUGAAAGAUGUAUUUCCUGCUGGAAUGAAGCCUUUUGAAUUAUAUCCCCGAGUGGAACCCUUUAGCAAGAGCAGCUAUAAUUUCCCAGACAGGCAGCUUGGACUCAUUUCCUGUUUUUUCCAGGAAGGAUGGGUGCUGAGCUGGAAUGAAUAUAGCAUCUAUUUAAUAGACACGGUAAACCAGACCAUGAUUGGAAGUUUGGAAGGAUCUGGCGAUAUUGUGUCUGUGUCUUGUACAGAAACUGAAAUUUUUCUCUUAAAGGGAGACAGAGAUAUCAUUAGAAUCUCGAGCAGACCAGAAGGAUUGGUGUCAAUAGUUUCAGAUAUGAAUGGAAAACUGAUGAGCCCAUUGUCCGAUUUGAGCCCCAAACUACAGAGCCCACACUCAGUCAUUACGUCUGUGUCAUCUGAUCCUUCUCCAGAAGCCAACCAAAAACCAAAUAGCUUCCCUUUGUCCCAAACUCCUGGUGAUAAAAAUGGUGCCGUAGCUAGAGCUGACCUGGAAGUAGCGCUGCUGACGGAGAGAAUUCGCUCUCAGAGCUUUAAUGGACUAGGGGACUUGAGCACUGACCCAAGAAGAAGAGGCUCCUCAGUAGCAAGUGAACCAAGGAGCAGGAGCAGCUCCAUGAAUUCAGUGGACAGCAGCUGCAGUUUCUUGACCAAUAGAGAUCAAGCCUCAUUCGAGGUACAGAAAGGCUGUCAGCUUUCUUCUUUUCAGCGGUUCAGUGUGAUCAGCUCUGAAGAUUUCAAUCAGGAACUGAUUGUCAAACCGAUCAAAGUGAAAAAGAGGAAAAAGAAAAGACCUGAAAAUGGGACCAGGAAAAAUCUUAGCUCUCUGGAAAGCACUCCGUGUUGUGAGCAUCGAGACUUUGCUGAUAGCCCUCAGUCCGUAAAUGCAGGUUCUUCCUCCAUGGAGUCUAGCCUGAUGAGCAGUAUUGUGGGCUGCUUAAGCACGAGUUCUGCAGACCAGGAAAGCCUAUUCAAUGCAGAAUCCCAAAAUGCCCUGCAGGAAGAGAAUGACUCGGAAACAUUCAGUGUACUUCAGUCUCCAGAGUUAGUAGCUGCUCUGACCCCAGAGGAUGAGGAUGCACCUGAACUCCUGAAACUUUCUAACGGUGAGAGUGAAGCUGGCACAUCACCUCCUAUGAACUCCUUGGCUUCCAGUUCCCCAUUUUUUCUUGCAGAAGACAAAGCAGUUAGUGAUGACGUUGAACGUCAUUGGAGCCCUACAUCUGAGCGGAGUGAAGUCGAGUCAAAACCACUAGCCCAAGAUGAAGAGUCUUGCCUUCUCCCAUGUAAAACGGAGGACACUUUAGAUAAAUUAGAUCUGCUGUGUACUUUAGAUUCUGUGGAGGAGACAAGCCCUGAGAAAGGGGUGUCUGAAAAUGUGAAAACCAGCUCUAGUGCUGGGGAACCAUUUGGUCAGGAUGCGGGAGCUGAAACCCACACAGAACAGAAGAAGCAGCUUCCUCUAAUGGAGCCGAUCCUCUCAAAUCCCCUUUUUAAAGAAGAGGUGUCCCUCCAAGAGAGUCUGUUACCUGGACAGGGCUUCAGGGAUCCACUGAAAGCUAAACCCAGCGCCAACACUGGCAGUGAACGGAUAAGCAACACCUGCGAUGUGAGAGCUGAGAGAUCUGCAUCGAGUGAUGAAGAGGAUAUCUAUGGGCAUGGCUUGCCUUACUCAUCCUCAGAGACUAGUGUGACAGAAGCUGGGGGCUGCUUUCCCCCCCAGGAAAAAGUCAGAACAAGCAGAGAGGAAGGGGCGCUUUUAAAGUCCGAUCAGUUUGCAGAAAGCUGGAUGGGCUAUGCAGGGCCUGGCUAUGGAAUACUGAGCCUGGUUGUCUCUGAUAAAUACAUCUGGUGCCUGGAUUACAAGGGUGGCCUGUACUGUAGUGCUUUACCUAGUGCUGGUCUACGCUGGCAGAAGUUUGAAGACAAUGUCCAGCAGGUGGCAGUCUCUCCUUCAGGGACUCUUCUCUGGAAGAUUGAACAAAAAACCAAUAAAGCCUUUGCCUGUGGAAAAGUAACAAUAAAAGGAAAACGUCACUGGUACGAAGCUUUGCCCCAGACGGCGUUUGUCUCUUUGAGCGAUGACACUGCCUGGAUUAUACGAACAAACGGUGAACUGUAUCUGCAGACAGGCUUAAAUGUGGAUCGUCCCUGUGCCAGAGCAGUGAAGGUGGACUGUCCGCAUCCGCUAGCACAGGUUACAGCCAGAAACAAUGUUGUCUGGGCAUUGACUGAGCAACGUGCACUUCUGUACCGUGAGGGUGUAAGCAGCUUCUGCCCUGAAGGGGAGCAGUGGAAAUGCGAUGUCAUCAGCGAAAUGCAAGCUCUAGAGCCAGUGUGUGUUACUCUUGGAGACCAGCAGACCAUAUGGGUUUUAGACAUCCAUGGGAAUCUAUGGUUCAGAACGGGUGUUGUUUCAAAGAAACCGCAAGGGGAUGAUAACCACUGGUGGCAAGUAAGCAUUACAGAUUAUGUAGUGUUCGACCAGAGCAGCCUUUUCCAGACCAUAAUCCAGGCAACCCAGACAGUUGCCACGGUGGCCCAGGCCCCUGUCGAGAAGGUGGCAGACAAGCUCCGCACGGCUUUCCGGUCACAGCAGCUUCAGUGUCAGCCGAGUCUUCUUGCUGUCAACAGUAGUGGCGUCUGGAUCUCCUCCGGGAAAAACGAGUUUCACGUAGCGAAGGGAAGCCUAGUAGGUACAUAUUGGAAUAACGUUGUGCCUCGUGGCACUGCUUCAGCCACAAAAUGGGCUUUUGUGUUGGCUUCCGCAGCUCCAGCAAAAGAAGGAAGCUUUCUAUGGCUGUGCCAAAGUAGCAAAGACCUGUUUUGCGUCAGUGAUCAAAAUCCGCAAUUCCAUCCUUCCACGGUUCAACUACCGCCUGAUGGUGAAAUGGAAUAUUAUUCAGCCUGCCAGGAUGCCAUAUGGAGCCUGGAUCACCUGGGACGGGUCUUCAUAAGGACACUUUCACCAAAUUGCCCAACUGGGAUGCACUGGACCAAAUUGGACCUUGCUCAGUUAGGUGCUGUGAACCUUAAAAGUCUGGCAUGUGGAAAUCAGCACAUCUGGGCCUGUGACAGCUGUGGUGGUAUCUACUUCCGGGUUGGAACUCAGCCUCUGAACCCAAGUUUAAUGCUGCCUGCAUGGAUCAUGAUUGAGCCACCAGUUCAGCCAGUCGGAGUCAACUUGGUCAGCGUGUACUCAAGUCCUAACGAUCAGAGCCUGUGGGCGAUUGACAACAAAUGCAACGUUCAUGUACGCACUGGGAUUUCAGAGGAGAUGCCUGUAGGCACAGAUUGGGAACAGGUUCCAGGGCUCCAGGCAUGUCAGCUGGCAAUAAGCACAAGGACUGUUUGGGCACGGUGUCUCAGUGGGGACAUAGCACGCCGGUACGGCAUCACAGAUAAAAAUCCCGCAGGAGAUUAUUGGAAGAAGAUUCCAGGGAAUGUUUCCUGUUUGGCAGCUACUCCUCUAGAUGACCUGUGGGCCGUUGGUCCUUCAGGAUACCUCCUUCAGCGUCUUACAAAGACGUUCCACCAUUCUCACGCCUUGCAGAAACACGGUGAUGCUUCUAUGUCAUUUCACUCAGACGAUUUUGAAGAUGAGUGGGAAGUAAUAUGAGGGCCUCACGGCUCUGGAGCAACAAAAUAGCAAAAUAACAAGAAAACACACUUGGGAAUCCUGUUACAUGCUGUCAGGCUUUUAGAGCCACAGACAUUUGGCAACAGUCGCACUUUGGUAUUUAAAAAACUGACGUGUCACAUAGCCCCCAAACUGUGUAGUGAGGUGUCUUGUCUCGGUAUCUCUUGGGUAAGAUGGGCAAUGUGACUUCAAGGAAACGUUAAACUUGUCUUUAUUGUAGCUGUACGUUUUUUAAAUAUAACGUGUCAAUUUAACCUCAUUAGCAACAAAACUAUUUUGCUCUAGCAUGCAAACUAAUACCUGUACAACAUUGGGAAGGAUGUCUCUUACCUAGGCUGUAUCUCAACAGCAGAAAUACAUUUUUCACUUCUUGUACUUUUACACUGAGUAGGAGAAAAUGGGUGCAGUGUGGAUGCAGAUCACAUUUCAGUUUGCCCUUCACUGAAAGGAACAAAACAAGAUAACACUUCUCAGUCGGAAGCCAACUCAAUGAUGCACUGUUUGGUAUUGAGUUUAAAAUCUCUUGGGACCAUUUUCAUCAUAACUUUCAGGGUUCCACUAAACCUUUUGCUCUGUGAUGGGUUAAAAAGCAAAUUUCACACAUUGCUGAAGAGUUUGGAUUUGUCCCAGUCUUUAUCCAGACACCAGUUUCCCUUUAUACAUAACCCCAGGACAUUAAUGGUGUUUGUUUCACAGAUCCCAUGAGGGAGUUAGACAGAAUGUUCUUGUAAGAGGUUGUCAAGCUAAUAAGAGGAAGGUGGCUCUGUGGGUGCUAUUUAGCACUGCACUUGGCCUGACUGAACUGUGCCUGUAACCAGAGGAGACUGAAUUUCCAUUUUUGUACCAACAAUUUAGAAUGAAAACAAAGUGAUAAUAAAGAGAGGAAUUUAUCUCAUAAGAGACUCUGUGGUAUUCAUCAGGUUUUCAGAAUGGUAGUCUUUUUAGCUAUAUUAGCUAAAUCUUGCAAUGUUUUACAUUUGAGAUGUUUACAGCAGAGGUGCUUAACUGGAUAAUUUACUAACCACUGUAGUUUGUAUUUCAUAAAGACUAAUUUCCUUUUUUAAAAAAAUCCUAUAAGAGAGGUCUUAAUUCCAGUGGCUUAGAUGGGAAAAGUUUGUCCUGUUCUUUUAUUUAUUUGAGGAACAGAGGCAUCUUUGGGAUUUUUUAAACAGCUGCUAAGGAAUCUGCAGAUGAGCCAGCUUCCAACAGGGGAUCGGGGUAGUGGAGAAGCUUGGAAACCCAAGGCGCACAGGUCAAGGAACAUGUUUUUUUGUUUUUCUUCUUAAGCUACCCUCUGGUAGAUUAUGGGGAGAACCAAUGCAUGCCAAGAAUACAGAGCCUCUGUGUAUCAAGAGCUAACUUUGGUCACCAUACAUACCUGUUUUGCAACAAGCACUUGCAUAAUUAGUGCUUGGUUCUUCUCUUUCAGUUUAGGGUGACUAAGAGGUCGUAUUUGUUUCCCUCUGAGAGCUGAUCUGUUUUGCUUGAUCUCUGCAUCUAUAUAUGGAGCCAGCCUCAGAAUUUCUUUUUUUAGUCUGCCACUGGAUUUGUAACCAACUCAGCUACUGAAGUUUACCCGGUUCACUUGAGCUGUUUGUGGAGCCCCACUGGCAAGUAAAACAUCAAAAUUGUCCAAGACACUACUCUGAAGUUGAGAACUUCUGGAGGGUGGGAAUAGCACUGUUUUGCACUCCUCCUGGCCAAAAACCAGGUGUUCAUAUUACAAUACUGAAAAUAAAUGACAUUGUUAAAAAUAUAUACAUACAUUACACUUUUUUAAAAAAGACCUAAUGAUAAUGGCUUGGCUUGCUAGUUGUUUGUAUUCUGUACAAUAGUGCACUUUUCUUUGUUCAUUAACACUAGCUGGUGUUGGCAGCCCCUUUAAGCCAGUGAGAUUUUUUUUUAAAUGUUGUUUCAUCUAACAAUCUGAAAUGUUUACUGUCUUUAGUUUCUUGUCACCUUUGUGUGAGGGUUUUCUUUUCUGUU
Molecule: messenger RNA, 6788 nt
Organism: Rhineura floridana
Lineage: Eukaryota; Metazoa; Chordata; Lepidosauria; Squamata; Rhineuridae
Gene: TECPR2
Product: tectonin beta-propeller repeat containing 2
Exons: 21
Coding region: 378-4781 (1467 amino acids)
Molecular function (GO): protein binding
Source: RefSeq, a predicted model, not a curated record